AUGGAUGACGAUAUACUGAUUGCAAAUCAACCAAUUGUAAUUGAUAAUGGUUCGGGAAUGAUCAAAGCGGGCUUUGCCGGCGAUCCGAUACCGAAAAUAAAUUUUCCAAAUUAUGUUGGUCGACCGAAACAUGUUCGCGUUAUGGCUGGUGGUCUUGAAGGUGAUAUAUUUAUUGGACCUAAAGCUGAAGAAUAUCGAGGACUCUUGAAUAUUGCUCAUCCAAUGGAACAUGGAAUUAUAGAAGAUUGGAAUGAUAUGGAGAAAAUUUGGACGUAUAUUUAUUCGAAAGAUCAAUUGAGAUCAGCAUCUGAAGAACAUCCUGUUUUAUUAACAGAAGCACCAUUAAAUCCAAGAAAAAAUCGUGAAAAAGCAGCAGAAAUUUUUUUUGAAACAUUUAAUGUUCCAGCUUUAUUUAUUUCUAUGCAAGCCGUUCUUAGUUUAUAUGCAAGCGGACGAACGACAGGUGUUGUGCUUGACUCAGGUGAUGGAGUUACUCAUGCAGUCCCGAUUUAUGAAGGAUUUGCUAUGCCACAUAGUAUCCUUCGAAAUGAUGUAGCCGGUCGUGAUGUCACUCGUUAUUUGAAAUUAUUAUUACGCAAAGAAGGUUAUACAUUUAAAACAACGGCUGAAUUUGAAAUUGUUAAAAGUAUUAAAGAACGAGUAUGUUUUUUAAAUGCAACAGCACAAAAAGAAGACAUGAGUCAAACUGAUAAAUCACAAUUUACACUGCCUGAUGGAACAUCAAUUGAUCUUGGUUCAAGUCGUUAUCGAGCACCUGAAGUUUUGUUUAAUCCAGACUUCAUUGGUGAGGAAUGUGAAGGUAUACAUGAAAUUUUAUCAGGUUCAAUUCAACGGUCUGACAUGGAUUUACGACGUAUACUUUAUCAAAAUAUUGUUUUAUCUGGUGGUUCAACGUUAUUUCGAGGUUUUGGUGAUCGUUUACUGGCCGAAUUAAAACGUAUUGCACCAAAAGAAGUUAAAAUAAAAAUUUCCGCACCACGUGAACGUCUUUAUUCAACAUGGAUUGGUGGUUCAAUAUUAGCAUCACUUGAUACAUUUAAAAAAAUAUGGGUAACAAAACGUGAAUAUGAUACUGAAGGUGCUAGAGUAAUUCAUCGUAAAACAUUUUAA
This is a messenger RNA of Rotaria sp. Silwood2, 1131 nucleotides long. Lineage: Eukaryota; Metazoa; Rotifera; Eurotatoria; Philodinida; Philodinidae. The record is from the annotation of a GenBank genome assembly.